GCCAAGCGGCAGUCUGAGACAAAAAGAGAGGCAGUCUUUUGAGAACAGGAUUCUACUCUGGCUUCUGCACUAUGGUGGCUGAGAGGUCAAUACACUCAUGGAAUCACUGUUGUUAAAUGCACCCUACAAACUAGCAGCAAUGCCCUCUGUGUGCCUCUUAAUCAGCUUCACAGUAAUUUGCUUUUCCCUUCUGCAGGACCUUCGAGGGAGUGUGGAGAGGAUCUGCCAGUUCCUCGGCAAGGAGCUGAACAGCCAGCAAAUAGACUCUGUGGUGGAAAGCCCCUGCUUCAAGAAAGUGAAGCAUGAGACCAUGCCCAUCUCAUCUCGGAAGCGAAGUAGUUUAAUGCCCAGUAAACAUGCGCUGACAGGGCUCCCCGGGGAUUGGAAGCACCAUAUCACAGUGGCACAGAACGAACGCUUUGACAGUUGUUAUCCACCUCACAUUCAGGGUGUGGGUGUGCGUUUCCCUUGGGACUGAAGAAGGGUUGCUUUUUCGCAUCCCCACACUCUUUUAUCUCUCAUAUGAUGCAUGUCCCUCCUACCAAACCACCAGGCUCUAUCGCUCUUCUUCAGAUGUGAUCAGAAGAGGCUGGUCAGUGAAUGGUAUCGUUGUAUUGUCUUUUGUAUUUUCAAAUAUGGUAUGCAAGAGGUAGGCAACCUGUGGCCAUCCAGAUGUGGUGGAACUGCACGCCCAUCAUCCCCGACCAUUGACAAUGGUGGCUGGGGCUGAUGGGAGCUGGAAUCUAUUAGCAUCUGGAGGGCUACAGGUUCCCCAUCCCUGCUGUAUGUUGUUUGUUUUUUAUUCUGUAAUAAAAAUUGUAUUGUAUCUUAUAGUAUUCAUAAUUGUAUUGAUGCACAGCUAAAUGUAUUCAAUUACCCAUACCAACACAACAGGUGGUAAUGCUGUCAGGGUGAUGUUAUGGAUUCCAAAGUUAUUUCCCAAGGUGGCAGUCAGUCAGU
Messenger RNA from Zootoca vivipara (common lizard), 960 nucleotides. The record is from RefSeq and is a predicted model, not a curated record. Lineage: Eukaryota; Metazoa; Chordata; Lepidosauria; Squamata; Lacertidae.